AGGAGGAUUUCUGUCUUGCAUCCACUGCGUGUUCUUUGACCGCACACGGCUGUAACGUUAGCAACCACGCAGAACUGCCAAAGAGCAUUAAGGUGUUCAAAAGGAAGACGUUAACGGCACCACCAACGCAAAUAUUUAGACAUUCAAGUGGCAUAUUACCGACCUAGGAAGCAUUGCCGAGGUUUAUCGUUAAGCAGCUGUCUGGUCAGCGAUGCCGCCGGCCCCAAGCUCCGACUGCCCCCACCUGGACUGUGUGGGGGAGAUCACCAAAGAGGAACUCAUCCACAAAUCACAUGGCCAGUGUCAAGACUGUAAAGUUGGAGGACCAAAUUUGUGGGCUUGUUUGGAGAAUGGGUGUGCGUACGUCGGCUGCGGAGAAUCCCACGCGGACCACAGCACAGGACACUCGCAGGAGACGGGCCACAACCUGACGGUGAACCUAACCACGCUGCGAGUGUGGUGUUACGCCUGCGGCAAGGAGGUCUUCCUAGACCGUAAAAUAGUUCCUCAGCCCCCUCAGUCCAGCAGCAAGCCCCUCGCCUCCUCUCAGCAGGGCAACAACAGAGCCUCGCCUGUGAGCCCCGCCUCUCUCCGUGUGACUCCCAUCGGCGUCUGCGAAGACCUGGACAUGGAGACAGAGGAAGAGGACGACAUGCGCGCUCGAGGCUUGACCGGACUGAAGAACAUUGGCAACACGUGCUACAUGAACGCUGCCCUCCAGGCCCUGUCCAACUGCCCGCCCUUGACGCAGUUCUUUCUUGAGUGUGGUGGCCUGGUGAGAACAGACAAGAAGCCAGCACUCUGCAAGAGCUACCAGAAACUCGUAUGCGACCUGUGGCACAAGAACAGACCCUCCUACGUGGUCCCAACUAAUCUGUUCCAGGGAAUCAAAGCCAUAAACCCAAUGUUCAGAGGAUAUUCUCAACAGGACUCUCAGGAGUUUCUGCGCUGCCUGAUGGACCAGCUGCAUGAAGAGCUGAAGGAGACACUGCCCGAGCCUUGCGAGCCAUCCAGUGACGUCAUGGUAGAAGACGGCCCGCCCAAGGAAGAUAAUCAUAACCAGUCAGAUAAUGACUUCCAGUCGUGCGAGUCGUGCGGGCGCAGCGAUCGGGCCGAAAAUGAAGUGCAGCACACUGGUGCGCCCACAGUCAUCGUUGGCGCUGACAACGAGGCAGAGAUGCUUAUUCCUGAGCAGGAUGACAUCCUAGCCAACAGGGAGUGGCAGAAGGAAAAGAACAUGAUCAACGACAUCUACCGCGCCGGGGUUAACACGGCAGCGGACAUAGACAAAGAUGUGGACACCGCCACAGAGACCACGCCCAUUAUCAGCAGUCAGGGACACAUUAAGACACAAAGCAGGACAUCAGAGUCCUUUCCAGACAUCCAAAUGUCCAACAUCACAAGACCUCAAAGUCCAGUCUCUAAGGAGGGCCACAAAAUGUCCAGCAGCCCACCCAAAGCUUCCUCUGUGUGGCCCAGCCUUAACACUGCACACAAAAAAGCAAUGAGCACAUUCUCCCCAGCCAAGAGCAAGUGUCAGAAGAGGUACCGCAGCGUUAUCUCGGACGUGUUCGACGGGACCAUUGUGAGCUCCGUGCAGUGCCUCACUUGCGAUCGGGUGUCGGUCACGCUAGAGAACUUCCAGGACAUCUCGCUGCCCAUCCCGGGGAAGGAAGACCUGGCCAAGCUGCACUCGGCCACCCACCAGACGUCCCUGGUUAAAGCUGGCUCCUGUGGGGAAGCGUAUGCGCCGCAGGGCUGGAUUGCAUUUGUCAUGGAAUAUAUAAAGAGCUGGUUCUGGGGUCCUGUGGUCAUGCUCCAAGAUUGUCUUGCAGCCUUUUUUGCCAGGGACGAGCUGAAAGGGGACAACAUGUACAGCUGUGAAAAAUGCAAGAAGUUACGAAAUGGAGUAAAAUUUUGCAAAAUGCAAAGUUUGCCAGAGAUUCUGUGUAUCCACCUGAAGCGCUUCAGACACGAGCUGAUGUUCUCCACCAAGAUUGGCACACACGUCUCCUUCCCACUGGAGGGCUUGGACCUGCAGCCCUUCCUCGCCAAGGACAGCUCAGCACAGACUACCAACUACGACCUGCUGUCGGUCAUCUGCCACCAUGGCACCGCUAGCAGUGGCCACUACAUUUCCUACUGCAGGAAUGACAUCAACAAUCUUUGGUAUGAGUUUGAUGACCAAAGUGUGACUGAGGUGUCAGAGUCUUGCGUCCAGAAUGCUGAGGCUUACGUGCUCUUCUACAAGAAGAGCAAUGAGGACUCACUGAAGGAGCGCAGGAGGGUGUCAGGCUUGCUCAACAUGAUGGAGCCCAGCCUUCUGCAGUUUUACAUCUCCCGCCAAUGGCUCAACAAGUUCAAGACCUUUGCCGAGCCCGGGCCAAUCUCCAACGACGACUUCCUGUGCUCGCAUGGAGGUGUGCCGCCCAACAAAGCCGCCUACUUCAAUGACCUGGCCAUAGUGCUACCGCAGAACGUGUGGGAUCACCUCUACAGCAGGUACGGAGGAGGACCCGCCGUCAAUCACCUGUACGUUUGCAACACGUGCCAGAUUGAGGUUGAGAAGCUCGAGAAGCGGCGCAAGUCGGAGCUGGACAUGUUUGUCCGGCUGAACAAGGCCUUCCAGGAUGAGGAGUCUCCAGUGGUCAUAUACUACAUCAGCAUGCAGUGGUUCCGCGAGUGGGAGGGUUUUGUCAAAGGCAAAGACAAUGCUCCACCGGGACCCAUGGAUAAUUCCAAGAUAGCAGUGAACAAGAGCGGCCAUUUAACGCUUAAACAAGGGGCCGACUCAGGCCAGAUCUCUGAGGAGACGUGGAACUUCCUGCAUGCCAUCUACGGUGGCGGGCCGGUCGUGACAUUGGGGCCCAACGUGGUCGCCGGCCACCAGGAAGCGGAUGCCUCCCACCAGUCGGAGGAAAAGAUCGAGGUGGAGACGCGCUCGCUUUAAACAAAAACAAAUGACGAGCGAACAAGUUUUAAAAAUACCGCCUUUUUCAUUUUUUCCAAUUUGAUUUGAAAUGCAUUCAUGCAAAGAAAAAGAAAAAAACAAACAAAAAAAGCACGCCAACUUUAACUGCUUCUGCAACGGGUUGCUCCAAAAAGAGAAUCAAAGCUUUGUCCUGUUGUACAAAUGUGUAUACGUUUCCAUUAGCACUGUAGUCGUCUCAUGUCACCAUUUUAAAUGUGUGCAGCUAGUUAACAACGACAAAAAAUACAGGGAAUGUGAUUUUAUUUUGACCAAAUGAGCACAUGUACCACGUGUUUUGUCAUGACACUUGUACUAUAGCACUUCAAUUGACUGACAUCUUAAGGCUAUGAAGGGACUAAUUACAAACGAGUCUCAGGAAUUAAUUGUGCACUGUCGUGCAGUGAAACGCUUCUCAACCGGUCUGAUAUCCCCUAGUUUCUUAGUAAAUCCUUGAAUGGAUCAAACGUUGUCAUGUUUCACUUACAUGAGAUGGGGUGGACAAAAAAGCUUCGCCCAUUUGUGUUGGAUACCUGCUUCUGAUUGGGGCGCAUUUAAGUGAAAUCCAGAGUUGGGUUUUCGCAAGUAUGAGCCCUGAAAUUCACCAAAAUGCAGUUCCUGUUCAAUUCCAGGCAACGGUCCUUGAGACUAUUUGGUGUGUCCUGAUAUGAUCGACAUUUCUACUCAAUUUCUUGUUGCUAAGUGAAACUGGCUUCAAGGGCUGAAUUUUCAUAACGUUCACCCCCUUUUUCCUGUCAUCUGUCAAGUAUACCUACUUUGGACAAGUUCCCUUGUAGGAGUUUCUUAAAGUACUUCAACACCCCGGAAUCUACCCAAACGGCUGCUUCAAACCGAAAUGGCUGACUUGCUAUUCAUUUCUGGGCAUUUUUUGUGUGUCCUGUCUUGUGUCCACCCAAUUUCAUGUAGCUGAGUCAAACUGCUUUCAGGGGCAGAAAAAUUCACCCCCCUUUUCAUGGUGAAUUCCCGAAAUGUCCAUCAAACUUUGCCAUGGUGCCCACAUUAGAUGGCAUCUGUAAAAAAAUAAAAAUAAUUAGCCAUUUAGCGUCACUCAUCUGUCUUGGAUUGCUGCUUCCGAUUUGGGCUCAUUUAGGCUAAUUCUGAGUAGGCGUUCGUAUAGUACUUCAGAGCCCUGGAAUUUGGCCAAAGUGGCUGAUUAAAACCGAAAAAGUUGGGUUCUAUUAAGUUUUGGGUGUGGGUCCUUGAGAUUUUUUCAUCUGUCCUGUUAUAAUAGACAUAUCCCCCCAAUUUCAUGUUGAUCAGGGUUAUUUGUUUCACUUUUCCAAGGGGCGCCAUUGUUCGGGACCCCUAAAAUACAUUAAUUUUCAUCAUACGCUUGCAAGAAUUAGUGAGUUUAACUUAAAUCAUCAAUCCUCAAAGUGAUCAUCAAACUGAGUAUAAACCCUGGGGGUUCACCCAAAAUGGCUGCUUCAAACCAAAAUGUUCGACUUCCUGUUCAAUUUUGAGUGUGGGUCCUCUUAUGAUAGACGUUUCCACCCAAUUUCAUGUCAGUCAGGCUCAAGUUAACUGCUGAAAACAUCUGAACUCUGUUGCAAAAAAAAGCAGUACCCAACGAAGCACAUUAAGCUUGUCUUGGCUCAUGUUGUAAAGGGGUUUUUGUUGACUUUUAGGUCCACCGGUUGAGAAUUGGUGCCGUGUUGACACAAACGGGCAUGCAGAUGUUUGAAUGUAAUGGAUGAAUGUUGGUGAAGAUUCAGCACUUGCUUAUUUAUCACAGACAGGGAGUUUAAAAAAAAAGGAUGUUAAUAGUUUUUGGUUUGUUUUGUACAUAUACAUCAAAAAGUAGGUGAAGUAACCAUGCAUGCUAUUAACAUUGCAAAUCUCACACAACUAACCGUGCACAGCCUAGCCUCGCUAGACACUAGAGCGCAGUACAUUAAGUAGUAAUCAGCAGCAUUGUCAAUCUUAAUUGAGGGCAUUAUUUUGCAUAUUGAAUGCUGAAAGUGUUAGCCUGUGGACCAGUCAGUCAGAGCUAUUCUGAUUUAUUUUCUAAUUUUUUUUUGAUGCCUCGCACAAUAAAAGAAAACGAAUGUAUGAAAACCUGA
Phycodurus eques (leafy seadragon) is the source of this 5052-nucleotide messenger RNA. It is a transcript of the gene usp33, whose product is annotated as ubiquitin specific peptidase 33. Gene Ontology annotation, molecular function: zinc ion binding; cysteine-type deubiquitinase activity. Bases 212 to 2950 code for a protein of 912 amino acids. Gene Ontology annotation, biological process: protein deubiquitination. The transcript is spliced from 24 exons. The record is from RefSeq and is a predicted model, not a curated record. Lineage: Eukaryota; Metazoa; Chordata; Actinopteri; Syngnathiformes; Syngnathidae.